AUGGUACAAAGACCUCCUUACUUACCCCUUCUUCGGCUGGAGCUCGGCGAGCGAGAGGCGGCGCUGGCGCUUGAGCGCGAUGGCGGCACGGCCGUGGCUGUGAACGUGUUAAAAUGGGUAGAAGAAGCGGUGCAGGCCUCCAAAGUUCACCUCUUAUCCACAGAUCAUUUGGAACAUGCUGUAAAUACUUGGAAAAUUCCUUUUGACCCCAGCCUAAAAGAGGUCACUGUGUCUCUGAGUGGUCCUUCUCCGAUGAUUGAAAUUCGCAAUCCUUUAGCAUUCUGCAAUUUACCAUACUGGUUAUGGUUUAGUGUGACCAGCAUCCUGGAUCAACUGCUGACUGGGUUUGUCAUUAAACAUUUUCAGACCUCUAGCAGUGGAAGGCACUCUGUUCGCAUCACUGGCCUCAGUACUAUUGAUUUCCGAGCUGGCUUUUCCCGAAAGCCCACCCUGGACUUCAAAAAAACAGUCAGCAGACCAGUGCAAGGAAUACCUACCUAUGUGCUGCUGAAUACUUCCGGAAUUUCCAUUCCAGCUAGAGUAGAUCGUCUUGAACUUCUGAGUAUCUCAGGAAGUUCUCUUAAGACCAUUCCUGUUAAAUAUUACCCAGAUCAAAAACCUUAUGGCAUAUGGAAUAUUUCCGACUUUAUACCACCGAAUGAAGCUUUCUUUCUCAAAGUAACAGGCUAUGAUAAAGAUGAUUACCUCUUCCAGAGAGUAUCAAGUGUUUCUUUUUCUAGUAUUGUCCCAGAUGCUCCCAAAGUUACAAUGCCCAAGAAAACCCCAGGGUACUACCUGCAGCCAGGCCGAAUUCUCUGCUCUGUUGAGAGUCUUCUGCCCUUUACCUUGAGCUUUGUCAAAGAUGGAGUUACACUUGGAGUAGACCAGUAUUUCAAAGAAUCUGCCAGUGUGAACUGGGAUAUUGAAAAGGUCACUUUGUCUGAUGAAGGCUCCUAUGAAUGCAUCGCUGUCAGCAGUGCAGGGACUGGACAGGCACAGACAUUUUUUGACGUAUCAGCAUGUGUAGUUCUUCAGCAUUUCAGAAUUGAUGGACUCCAGAUGGAAUCACAAUUUGAACUUACUGGCCAUGGCCACUCUGCCCUUGACCUCACACAUUUCUCUAGCCCUGUGUUCUCCGAGAGGAAUCCAUGGAAUAAUGAAGCUAUCAACCAAGUCCACAGGCCGGAAAAAUUCUUCAAACAUUAA
Propithecus coquereli (Coquerel's sifaka) is the source of this 1206-nucleotide messenger RNA. RefSeq names its product hemicentin-1-like. The record is from RefSeq and is a predicted model, not a curated record. The transcript has 7 exons. Bases 1 to 1206 code for a protein of 401 amino acids. Lineage: Eukaryota; Metazoa; Chordata; Mammalia; Primates; Indriidae.